CUUACUCCCUUCCAGUAGCACUGUUCUUUUUACCAAUUGAUUAUAUUUCUUUUUCUCAGAUCUUGUGCAUCAGUCUCAUAGCGAUGGGUAAUCUGACCGUGAUCAAAGAGUUUCUCCUUCUGGGAUUUGGAAAUCUCCAUGGGUUACAGUUUUUCCUUUUUGGAAUAUUUCUUGGAAUCUAUGUAGUGACCUUACUGGGGAACAUUCUCAUCCUUACAGUCACUUCCAGUGACCAGAGCCUCCAAACUCCCAUGUACUUUUUUCUGUCCAAUUUCUCCUUCCUUGAGAUCUGGUAUACAACCUCCAUUGCUCCUAAGAUGUUGAAUACCCUUCUCUCAGGUCCAGAGGCAAUUACUUUUGCAGGCUGUGUGGCUCAGUUUUAUUUCUUUGGUUCCAUGGCAGUAGUUGAAUGUUUCCUCCUGGCAGCCAUGUCAUAUGACCGCUACCUUGCUAUCUGCAGCCCACUCCAGUACCCAUCUCUCAUGAACCUUCACACAUGUGUCCUGCUUGCAGGUGGAUCUUGGCUGGGUGGGUUCCUAACUCCUGUGGUCACUGUUGCUAUGACUUUCCAGCUGAAGUUUUGUGCAUCCAAUGAGAUUGAUCAUUUCUUCUGUGACCUGGCCCCAGUGCUGAAGCUUGUUUGUUCUGAUCCUGAGGUAGUGGAAAAAACUACUUUUCUCAUGGCCUCCUUUAUCACCAUUUUGCCCUUUCUGCUUACUGUAGCCUCCUACAUAAACAUUGUGGUUGCUGUCCUCAGGAUACCAUCAGCUGCAGGAAAGCAACGGGCCUUUUCCACAUGCUCCUCCCACCUCAUUGUGGUCACUCUGUACUAUGGAACUCUGGGAACAGUGUAUGCUAUCCCCACAGCAACUCAAGCUGCUGCCCUAAACAAAACCUUCUCACUACUCUACACUGUGGUCACCCCCAUGGUUAAUCCCAUCUUGUACAGUCUCCGAAACAAGGAUGUUAAAAAGGCAGUGAGGAAACGCCUGAGUCAGUGGAAAUAUUCCAUGGAGAACUAAUGGCCCUCUCCAUCCCUGGGGAG
Messenger RNA from Nannospalax galili (Upper Galilee mountains blind mole rat), 1045 nucleotides. Its product is annotated as olfactory receptor 11L1. Gene Ontology annotation, cellular component: membrane. The transcript has a single exon. Gene Ontology annotation, molecular function: olfactory receptor activity; G protein-coupled receptor activity. Gene Ontology annotation, biological process: G protein-coupled receptor signaling pathway. Lineage: Eukaryota; Metazoa; Chordata; Mammalia; Rodentia; Spalacidae. Bases 84 to 1022 code for a protein of 312 amino acids. The record is from RefSeq and is a predicted model, not a curated record.